CUUCCCUGCUACAGACUGUCUCUCCUUUCUCUUCCCUGCUACAGACUGUCUCUCCUUUCUCUUCCCUGCUACAGACGGUCUCUCCUUUCUCUUCCCUGCUACAGACUCUCUACUUUCUCUUCCCUGCUACAGACUCUCUCCUUUCUCUUCCCUGCUAGACUGUCUCUCCUUUCUCUUCCCUGGUACAGACUGUCUCUCCUUUCUCUUCCCUGCUACAAACUCUCUCCUUUCUCUUCCCUGCUACAGACUGUCUCUCCUUUCUCUUCCCUGCUACAGACUGUCUCUCCUUUCUCUUCCCUGCUACAGACUGUCUCUCCUUUCUCUUCCCUGCUACAGACUCUCUACUUUAUCUUCCCUGCUACAGACUGUCUCUCCUUUCUCUUCCCUGCUACAGACUCUCUACUUUCUCUUCCCUGCUACAGACUGUCUCUCCUUUCUCUUCCCUGAUACAGACUGUCUCUCCUUUCUCUUCCCUGCUACAGACUGUCUCUCCUUUCUCUUCCCUGCUACAGAUUGUCUCUCCUUUCUCUUCCCUGCUACAGACUCUCUCCUUUCUCUUCCCUGCUACAGACUGUCUCUCCUUUCUCUUCCCUGCUACAGACUGUCUCUCCCUUGUCUUCUCUGCUAUGGUCUCUUUCUCUCCUCUCUCUUUGCUUCAAGGCUGUAUGGUGUACGUUAAUCCCAUCCAAGGGUGUCAUUAGGACACGCAGCGAUACAUGUGUUGACGUCAAGCAAGCAGUUUACAGACUUCUUAACUGCCAAUUACAUCCAUGUUAUGAGUCACAUUUGACCUUCAACACACAUGAUGUACUAAUUUCCUGUCCAAAAUGCAUAGUUGGUCUUCAUGGGAUUUGAAUUUCAAUUAGAUUGGAUUAGACUGACAACUUAGUGACACCGUAACAUUUGAAUUCAAGCCUGUAUGGCCUCACUAAUCAAUCAAUAUUAUGAGAGAAGAUCGUUAUUGCUACAUGAAUGAACGUUUGAAUGAAUGAUAAUUGUGAUGAAAGAACCAUUACAUGUACCUGUUGGAUCAAAAGCCAUUGACAGCUGGUUUAGAGUGCCAGGGGACUGGUCACUCACAUCCAUGUGUGAAGCCACCAAUUACCACACUGAUUGGUCAAGCUACAGAUUACCUAACAGGAAGUCAUCAUCACUUCCACUGUGACCAUGUGACUCUUAACAUUAUUUAAAGGUCCUAGUCACGAAAUGGAAGGAUGCUAUCCUCCCCAAGAUGGUGCUACUGUGGAGGGCUUGUUGUUUGGUCCACUGCUUAACGUUGUGUUCUUUAGCAGUAUAUUCCAUGAAUGUCUCUGAGAAAUGCACGCAGGACACCAGGACUUUUCUCUCAGAGCUAAACAAGGACCUGCCCAGUGAAUAUGCUGCUUUAAUGUAUGAUGCCUUUGGGAAGAUGGGUAGUGAUGUGUUGGGGGGCAACGUGAACAGGCCUGGGUCUCUCCAGGAGUGUCUGUCUGUCCAGGGACCCUCCUUUACUGGGCAGUACUGCCAGGUCUUCCUCAAACAAGACCCAAUCCAGUACUUUGUUGGAAUAUGUGUUCCUGAUUCCUGUGUGGAAGAAGAGGUUCAGACACUAGUUGUUUACGAGACCUUCCAGCAGGCCAGGACCUCCCUGAUCCCUCCAGUACCGUCCACCCUACUGGCCCAGUCCACUCAGGGCCUGUUCAUGACCCAGUGUCUGUCUCGUACUGGUGCUCCAGACCUGUCUGCUGUCACCUGCCUGUUUGUGUGUUGUGCGUUGGUGGCCGUCCCCUUGACUGCAACCCUGUUCGUGGCCAUAGUGAGAUGGCAGAGAAACAGAGAGGUCGGCCCUGGAGUGGAGUCUUCUUCUCUGAAAACCAGGGACCCAAACCUCUACGGGACGCUGAUGUCUAACGGCACGUCCAGUGUUAGAGCCAGUAACAACAGCUGCUCUGGACAACUGGACAGCCAGAUGGAGCACUACACAGAGGAGGAAGUAGAGGAGGAGGAAGUGGAGGAGGAGGGGGGCAGUAAGAAGAGCAAGUACAUGUUUUAGAAUAGUCUGCACCGCAAA
Messenger RNA from Oncorhynchus mykiss (rainbow trout), 2050 nucleotides. NCBI's taxonomy places the organism in Eukaryota, Metazoa, Chordata, Actinopteri, Salmoniformes, Salmonidae. The record is from RefSeq and is a predicted model, not a curated record.